Messenger RNA from Acanthosepion pharaonis, 1245 nucleotides. NCBI's taxonomy places the organism in Eukaryota, Metazoa, Mollusca, Cephalopoda, Sepiida, Sepiidae. The record is from the annotation of a GenBank genome assembly.
AUGUUCUUUUACCUCUCUCCCCUUUCUUUUGGCCCUCCGCCUAUUUCUUUCUCCAUUAACCUCCUGUUUCUCUCUUUACCCGCCCAUAUUUCUUUCUCCAUUAACCUCCUGUUUCUCUCUUUAGUUAACUCUCACUUUUCUUUUCGCUUCAUUCUCCUUGCCCCUCUCUCUAUGUUCUUUUACCUCUCUCCCCUUUCUUUUGGCCCUCCGCCUAUUUCUUUCUCCAUUAACCUCCUGUUUCUCUCUUUAGUUAACAUUCUCACCUUUCUUUUCACUUCAUUCUCCUUGCCCCUCUCUCUAUUUAACACUCUCACUUUUCUUUUCAAUUCAUUCUCCUUGCCCCUCUCUCUAUGUUCUUUUACCUCUCUCCCUUUCUUUAGCCCGCCCCCUAUUUCUUUCUCCAUUAACCUCCUGUUUCUCUCUUUAUUAACACUCUCACUUUUCUUUUCACUUCAUUCUCCUUGCCCCUCUCUCUAUGUUCUUUUACCUCUCUCCCUUUCUUUUAGCCCGCCCCCUAUUUCUUUCUCCAUUAACCUCCUGUUUCUCUCUUUAGUUAACACUCUCACUUUUCUUUUCACUUCAUUCUCCUUGCCCCUCUCUCUAUGUUCUUUUAUCUCCCCCCCUUCCUUUAGCCACCCCCUAUUUCUUUCUCCAUUAACCUCCUUUAACACUCACCAUUCUUUUCACUUCAUUCUCCUUGCCCCUCUCUCUAUGUUCUUUUACCUCUCUCCCUUUACUUUAGCCCGCCCCCUAUUUCUUUCUCCAUUAACCUCCUGUUUCUCUCUUUACCCGCCCCCUAUUUCUUUCUCCAUUAACCUCCUGUUUCUCUCUUUAUUAACACUCUCACUUUUCUUUUCACUUCAUUCUCCUUGCCCCUCUCUCUAUGUUCUAUUACCUCUCUCCCCUUCCUUUAGCCCUCCCCCUAUUUCUUUCUCCAUUAACCUCAUGUUUCUCUCUUUAUUAACACUCUCACUUUUCUUUUCACUUCAUCCUUUUGGCCACUCUCUCUAUGUUCUUUUACCUCUCUCCCUUUCCUUUAGGCCUUCCCUAUUUCUUUCUCCAUUAACCUCCUGUUUCUCUCUUUACCCGCCCCCUAUUUCUUUCUCCAUUAACCUCCUGUUUCUCUCUUUAGUUAACACUCUCACUUUUUUUUCACUUCAUUCUCCUUGCCCCUCUCUCUAUAUUCUUUUACCUCUCUCCCCUUCUUUUACCCUCUCCCCUCCCCUAUUUUUUUUUCUCCAUUAA